Messenger RNA from Dictyostelium discoideum AX4, 1872 nucleotides. RefSeq lists its product as hypothetical. Bases 1 to 1872 code for a protein of 623 amino acids. The record is from RefSeq and is a predicted model, not a curated record. Lineage: Eukaryota; Evosea; Eumycetozoa; Dictyosteliales; Dictyosteliaceae. The transcript has 5 exons.
AUGAAAUUAGUUUUUAUUUUUAUACUUUCAAUAUUGUUUUUUUAUAUAAAACAAAUUGAAUCAUUAACUGGUACAGUAACAUUAGUUGAAGAUAAUUACUCUCAUAUUCAAUUUUGUAGGCCAACUUUUUUUGUAAAUGUUACUUCAAGUGAAAUGUUAAGUACCUUAUAUUUUAGGGAUUUAAAUGGUGUAACUAAUGGACCAAUAUUUGCAGAGACAUAUCGGGAAUUUAUCAGUCCUAAUUAUUAUCUUUCAGGAUACCUUACAAGUGGUUUUUAUCAACCAAAUCCAAUUAGCACAUUGCAUGCCCAAGAUUCACAAUAUGGAAAUGAACAGAAUAUUCAAGCAGAUAUUAGUUAUGUUUGUGAAUUGCCACCAGUUAUUAAUAUUACCGAACCUGUUUGCAUCAAUUUAAAACCACUCAAAUUAGAGACAACAUUUUAUGUCUAUGUUGAAAAUUUAAAAAAGAGAAUUCAACUCAUUGAUAGUAUAAAUCCAUCUACUUCAUCUCCUUUUUCACUAUUAUUCAUUAGCUCUGAACCAUAUUUCUUAAAGUUUAAUUUAAUUUUUGAACAUUCAAAUAAAGGUGCAAUUAUAAAAUCAGAGUUUCUUACAUUUCAUUUAACAUAUGAUGUAUUGACAAAUUUUACAUUAAAUAUUGUACCACCAAUUAAAUAUAAUAUAAAUAGUGAACUUCUUAAAAUUUCUCAAUACCCAAGUACUUCAUAUACUACAUCGAAUAAUUGGGAUAUUAAUAAUAUGGUUUUUAUUAAAGGUUCAAAUAUUGAUCAAAAUUUAUUUUUAUAUGGUCUUUAUAAUUCAACUAGUAUCUUUGAUAAAAAUCAAUUUUUCUCUUUAGUUUCUGGAAAUAAUACCAAUGGAAAAUUUUUGUUUGUGUCCUCUUCUUUUCCAGUAAAUAGAGAUUUAACUCCAUCCACAAUAAAUUUCAAUCUUUUUGACUAUGGUAACCAAAGUAAUUUUGAUGAUUCUUCUAUUACAAAUGAUGGUGCUCUAGAAUAUACUACACCAUUUAAAUGGAAUAAUUUUUAUUUUACUUGUAAAUAUCCAGAUGAUUAUAAAUUAUCUUUAAAGUUUGGUUUAAAUAAUUAUUUUUCACCUAUUUAUCCAUUUGGUUUAAUGAAAUUAAGUACUGAUGGAAGUUGUAAAUUUGAUUUUAAAUGGGCUAAAGGAUCAAAUGAAGUUACACUUUUAUCAGAUACAGGUCAUAGAUAUUAUUAUCCACCAACUACAAGUGCUGAUGCAUCUAAACCAACUUUUGUUGAUUUUCAAUUAUUUUAUCCAAGAGGUGGUGAUGGAAAUUAUGCAAUAUUAAGCGCACAUAUUAUUGAUUCUGGUUCUGGUUUCUCAUUUUUAUACUAUGGUGGAAAUUAUAUAACAGCUGCAGAUUUAAUAAAUGGUACAAUUAAUGAUGGUUUUUAUGAAAAAUUAAUAUAUGUAACAUUUGAUACCACAUGCCGAAUUGGUGAUAUUGAUUCAAACAUUGAUUUAUGUAAUCCUGAUCCUUCCAAUCAAAACAUUAAAUUUUAUUAUGGUUUAAACCCAUCAGAUUUUAUACCUUAUUUAGUUGAUACUGAUUUUGAAAUUACAAGAUUUGAUUUUGAAAGUUCAGUUUAUGAUAUAUCGGAAUCUGGUAAAUUAGUAACAUUUUAUUUAAAUUAUUCAAAAGCUCAAUCAGAUAUUCCAAUUUCUUUCUUUUUAACAGAUAGAAAUUAUGGUGAUAAAUAUAUUGAUAUAAAUAGUAAAUCAAAUCGUUAUUUAAUGGAUAAAGAUUUAAAUUUAUUUAAAAUCACAUUUUAUAUCCCACCAAAAUUAUGUACUGGUACCUUACCAUUUUUAAUUUCACUACAGUAG